Messenger RNA from Nothoprocta perdicaria, 1530 nucleotides. It is a transcript of the gene FGL1, whose product is annotated as fibrinogen like 1. Lineage: Eukaryota; Metazoa; Chordata; Aves; Tinamiformes; Tinamidae. The record is from RefSeq and is a predicted model, not a curated record. The transcript has 8 exons. Gene Ontology annotation, biological process: regulation of immune response; negative regulation of T cell activation. The coding region runs from base 204 to 1019 and encodes 271 amino acids.
UCUUACGUUGCAAUGUAGAGUCUCGAUAACUGCAGCUCCUUUGUAACAUUCCUGCCCGGUGACUCAGAGCAGAUGUAACCUCAACGCUACAGGAUUUAAUAGCAAAAACAAUCACAGUCUGGGAAGGGCUCUGGAAUUCUUUGCAUCAGCUUAAGAAGAUUUAACUACUUUGAGUUCUGUCCAGAGGGUAAAGUUUCUAAAGCAUGAAGAUUUUGGUCUUGGUUGAUUUUAUCCUUGCAGCUCACUUGGUGGAUGGCACUGAUAGCUCUGAUCUACAGAACUGUUUUCAGGAGCACUUGCAGCUUCAGGCUCAGGUGAGACUUCUGGAGCAUCGUGUGAAACAGCAGCAGUUGAGAAUUAUUCAGCUUCUAGAGAAGAAAGAGAUUCAGUACAGUGAUGAAGGAGAUGAAAACAAUGUCAUUGACUUGGGAGGAAAAAGACAGUAUUCAGACUGUGCAGAAAUCUACAAUGAYGGACACAAGCAAAGUGGAUUUUAUAAGAUGAAACCUGUCCAGAGUCCCAACGAGUUCCUUGCUUUCUGUGAUAUGUCUGACGGGGGUGGCUGGACCGUUUUUCAAAGACGUUCGGAUGGCAGCCAGAAUUUCAAUAGAGUCUGGGCUGACUAUGAAGAAGGCUUUGGAAAUUUUGCUUCAGCAAAUGGUGAAUUUUGGCUUGGAAAUAAAAAACUUCAUUAUUUGACCAGUCAAGGGAAUUAUACUUUAAGAAUUGAUCUAACUGAUUUUGAAGGAGAACGACGUUAUGCACAAUAUACAAGAUUCAGAGUUGCAGGUGAAGAGCGUUCAUAUGAGAUGAGCUGUGGUGAAUAUUCGGGUACAGCUGGGGAUUCCCUUACUGGGGGUUUUCACCCUGAAGUUAAGUGGUGGGCUGAUCAUCGAGGAAUGAAAUUCAGUACUCGAGACAGGGACAAUGACAACUAUGAAGGCAACUGUGCUGAAGAGGAAAAGGCUGGCUGGUGGUUUAACAGACUGAACGGUGUGCCUGCUCAACAGAAAGUUUGAAGGCCAAAGUGAUUCCGACAUAAGCUGAUCCUUCUCAACACUAAAAUCAAUUUUGAUAUCUGCAGAUUUAACCUUUCAUCUAACACGCAACCAAAACUCAGCUUUAAAAACUGCAAGCAAUGAACUGGUCCAUAUACAUGAGGAUUUUCCUAUGAGGCUUUUGUCAGUUUCUCUAUUUCUUUUCUUGAAUUCAGCAAGUGUAAGCAAAGCCAAAGAGACUUGCCAAUAAUAAUAUCCAUAAGUUUCAUUUGGACUGUUUUCUGUUUGAAUAUUUUCUGAAGUCUGUAUUUGAAAUCCAUUGCAGUGCUUGACAGCUAGGUAUUAACAGCACUAAACCAAAAUACUCAGUUGGCAGAUAAGCUGAUUCAUUACAAGAUGCUGCAAAAGAAACAGCUGUUUUGUUCUCCAUAUGAUCACAUCUCAACUUUCUUCUUUCUCAUAAAAAAAAGCAAAUGACCAUCAAGGCUCUACUGAUACCUAGUCAAAUUUGGGGAUUUUGCAGAGUUUUUGU